UUCCGCCAGAGAACGACGUACUGAUUUAUCAGAAGAACGAAAAGGCGGAAAACAACACGACAACUGGACAUAAAAAGACUAAGUGAAGUAUGGACUCUCCAAGCAGAAGUCCCAGUCCCAUUCCUGAGAUGAAGGAACCAAGUGAAGAUGAGGCCAGUCCUGCAGCAGAAAAGCCCAAACAGGAGGGUCCUAUAGAGAAAAGCCCAGAACCCCAGACGAAGCCGUCCCGUGAAGCCAGUCCUGCAGCCCGGUCCCGCUCCGGGAGCCCGGCCUCUGGGGGUCCUGCCUCUGGGGGUCCUGCCCCUGGGGGUCCUGCCUCCAGCAGCUCAGACGACAGCACCAGCAGUGAUGAUGAGGAAGAACAUCAAGGGGCACUGCGAAGGCUCAGGAGUAGUGUGGCACAGAUCAAGAGGUCCAAAUCCAAAUCUAGGUCCAGAGACAGAUCCAUAUCCAGAGACCGAGACAGAUCCAGAUCGGGAGAGGGGGAGAGAUCGGGAGAGGGAGACAGAUCCAGGUCCAAAUCCAGGGACAGGUCAAGGUCCAGAGGACGAGAGCGGUCCAGGUCAAGAGACAGAGACCGCGGGCGCUACGACAGAGGACGCCACGAUCGCGAUCGCUACGAUGUUCGCCGAGACGACAGGGACGCGCGUUUUGACCGGCGACCUAACCGAGAUGCAGAGUGGGAGCAGAGGAGGCGAGGGCGCUCCGGAUCCCCGUCAGCUGACAGGGAGCCAGGGACCGCAGAGGAGCCGCCAGUCAAGAAGAAGAAGGAGGAGAUCGACCCGAUCCUGACGAGGACGGGUGGAGCUUACAUCCCCCCCGCCAAGCUGCGCAUGAUGCAGCAGCAAAUCACAGACAAGACCAGCCUGGCCUAUCAGAGGAUGAGCUGGGAGGCCCUGAAGAAGUCCAUCAACGGCCUGAUCAACAAAGUCAACGUGGCGAACAUCGUCUUCAUCAUCCAGGAGCUGCUGCAGGAGAACAUCGUCAGGGGGAGGGGUCUGCUGGCUCGCUCCAUGCUGCAGGCUCAGGCGGCGUCUCCCAUCUUUACUCACGUUUACUCCGCUGUCAUCUCCAUCAUCAACUCCAAGUUCCCUCAGAUUGGAGAGCUGAUCCUCAAACGUCUCAUCCUGUCCUUCAGGAGGAGCUACCGCCGCAACAUCAAGCAACAGUGCCUUACAGCCUCCAAGUUUGUGGCUCAUCUCAUCAACCAGAACGUGGCUCAUGAGGUGUUGUGUCUGGAGAUGCUCACUCUGCUGCUGGAGCGUCCGACUGACGACAGCGUGGAGGUCGCCAUCGCCUUCCUGAAGGAGUGUGGCCUCAAACUGACCGAGGUGUCCCCGCGAGGAAUCAACGCCAUAUUUGAGCGUCUCAGGAACGUCCUCCACGAGUCGGCCAUUGAUAAGAGGGUCCAGUACAUGAUCGAGGUAAUGUUUGCCAUCAGGAAGGACGGUUUCAAAGACCACCCGGUGAUCCCAGAGGGUCUGGACCUGGUGGACGAGGGGGACCAGUUCACCCACAUGCUGCCCCUGGACGACGAGUACAGCAUCGACGACAUCCUCAAUGUGUUUAAGAUGGACCCAGACUUCCUGGAGAACGAGGAGAAAUACAAAACCAUCAAAAGAGAGAUCCUGGAUGAGGGCAGCAGCGACUCAGGGGAAGACGGAGACGCCAGCGGCGACGAUGAAGACGACGAAGAAGAGAACGCAGAGCCAACAGAAGAGGAGAAGAUCAUCAUCUACGAUCAGACAGAAAUCAACCUGGUUGCUUUCAGAAGAACCAUCUACCUCGCUAUCCAAUCCAGUUUGGACUUUGAGGAGUGCGCUCACAAACUGAUCAAGAUGGACUUUCCUGACAGCCAGACG
Molecule: messenger RNA, 1862 nt
Organism: Notothenia coriiceps (black rockcod)
Lineage: Eukaryota; Metazoa; Chordata; Actinopteri; Perciformes; Nototheniidae
Gene: cwc22
Product: CWC22 spliceosome associated protein homolog
Exons: 14
Biological process (GO): mRNA splicing, via spliceosome
Cellular component (GO): catalytic step 2 spliceosome
Molecular function (GO): RNA binding; protein binding
Source: RefSeq, a predicted model, not a curated record